AUGAACUCCGAAAUUGAACCUCAUAUCACGAAAAAAUAUGAAAUAAAGAAGCGCCUUGGAAAAGGGGCUUAUGGAAUUGUGUGGAAAGCAAUUGACAGACGCUCUGGAGAGGUGGUUGCGGUUAAAAAGAUAUUUGAUGCUUUCAGGAACCAGACUGAUGCCCAGCGCACAUUCAGAGAGAUUAUGUUCCUGCAAGAGUUUGGUGACCACCCAAAUGUCAUUAAACUGCACAAUGUGAUUAAAGCAGAGAAUGACAAGGACAUCUAUCUAGUUUUUGAAUUUAUGGAGACUGACCUCCACAAUGUGAUUAAGCGAGGGAACAUCUUGAAGGAUGUACACAAACAGUAUGUUAUGUACCAGCUGUUCAAGUCUAUGAAGUAUUUACACAGUGGCAACGUUAUCCACAGGGACCUUAAACCAUCCAAUAUUUUGGUAGACAGCGAGUGUGCCGUGAAAUUGUGUGACUUUGGGCUUGCCAGGUCAUUGACACAGAUCGCUAUGGAUGAUGCAGGUGACCCUAAUUUGACAGAAUAUGUAGCCACAAGGUGGUAUCGAGCGCCUGAAAUUCUGUUGGCAUCUCACAAGUACACCAAGGGUGUGGACAUGUGGAGCUUAGGCUGUAUCCUGGGUGAAAUGUUGCUAGGGAAGCCAUUGUUCCCUGGAUCCUCCACCCUCAACCAGAUCGAGAGAAUCAUGGCCUCCAUUCCUCCUCCAUCUAGAGCUGAUAUCGAGAGCUUGAAGUCUGCAUAUGGUGCUUCGGUGUUAGAUAAGGCAGCUUCUGCGGUGGGAAGACACAGGAAACCAUUUGAUGACCUGCUGCCAGAUGCUCCGGCUGAUGGCAUAGACCUGAUGAAGAAACUGUUGCAUUUCAAUCCAAACAAAAGAAUUACUGCUGAUGAAGCUUUAAGACAUCCCUAUGUUCGAAGAUUUCACAACCCAUCAGGGGAGAUCAGUCUCAACUUUGAUGUGCUUCCUCCACUUAGUGAUGAUGUACAGUUAACUGUGGAUGAGUACAGAAGCAAACUAUAUGAGAUGAUUAUUCAGAAAAAAGCUGAAAGACGAAGAAGGCGAAGAGAGGAGGCAAGGAGCGCGGCAAGACGUCAAGAGACAUCCUAUGAUCAUGAUGAUCUCCCUGCUGACCAUAUUUCUGAAGAAAACAACAGCUCAUCGCCCAAACAACCAUCACCAAAACUGGCACACAGACAUGGCCAGACACCUGACCAGCCCUCUCACCAACAGUCUUCAUUUUCAGCAUUUGGGCGCACAAAUAGUCAGGGCUACCAGGCAGUUGGAUCCCAUAGGCAGAAAGUCUUCUCCCGACAGCAGCUGUUAGAACAUGCCCAGUCAUCGCAGGCUGCCAAUGGGGACUAUCAGACACAGAAGAGCAGGCAGACCUCUGCACCAGCAGUUCUCAGAGAUCAAGGGAGGCCAAUCUCAGGAGCAUUCCGAGCUCAAAACAAUCCUGUCAUCACACGAGAUCUCCAGGCACCUGGAGGCAGUGGGUUAAUGGUUUCAAGCUCACGAAUGAUGCCAGGUCAGCGUCCAACUUCAGCCAGUCUGGCAAGAGUCAAACCUGUGUAUGGACGGAAACAGUUCAGCAAUGCCACAAAUAACCCCAGCAGCGGGGCUCCCAAAAACUUGUUUGGCAGCUACACGCAGGCUUACGGCACCAUCUCAUCCACCGGACUGGCAACCAUUCAGGGGAAAAAAUCCUGA
Messenger RNA from Candidula unifasciata, 1716 nucleotides. The record is from the annotation of a GenBank genome assembly. NCBI's taxonomy places the organism in Eukaryota, Metazoa, Mollusca, Gastropoda, Stylommatophora, Geomitridae.